Messenger RNA from Triticum aestivum (bread wheat), 387 nucleotides. RefSeq names its product chlorophyllase-2-like. Lineage: Eukaryota; Viridiplantae; Streptophyta; Magnoliopsida; Poales; Poaceae. Bases 55 to 387 code for a protein of 110 amino acids. Gene Ontology annotation, biological process: chlorophyll catabolic process. The record is from RefSeq and is a predicted model, not a curated record. The transcript is spliced from 3 exons. Gene Ontology annotation, molecular function: chlorophyllase activity.
UCUCCAUCUCCAGGCUACUUGCGUACGCAGGCACGUCGGCGGUGAGAAGAAGAUAUGGCUGCAAUGGCGACGACGGUGUUCCAGGCGGGGCCAAUGGAGGUGGAUGUGAAGCACGUGGACAAGAGCAUGAUCCCGAACCUGGCCAAACCGUUGAUGGUGGUGACGCCCAAGGAGGCCGGCGCGUACCCCGUCAUCGUCUUCCUGCACGGCUGGAACAUGGUCAACAGCUGGUACGAGCAGCUCCUCACACACGUCGCCUCCCAUGGUUUCAUCGCCGUCGCACCACAGCUCUACUGGAUGGUGGCCGAGCACGAUGCAGACGACGAGGCUUGCUCCGGUGCUCCCCCUAACCUAAUUUUGGAGGGCCCAGAUCCAAGCCCUGUCUAG